CUUCAAGCACGCAAUAUACCAGCAGUGUCUACCAACUCGUCAACUGUGUCCAGCAGAAUAUUCAUCACCGUCUACCCCAGCACAGGCUCAAGAAUGGAGUAAUAAUCCUCUCGCUCACAAAGACCUACUUUUCAUCACCUCUCCACACACACUAUAUCCAUUCCCUCGUUCAUCAAUAUAUCCCACGUUCAUUCCAGCCAUCAUUACCUAACCCCUGCUCUCUUUUCUCUAUAAUAAACAAUGUCUUUCAAACAAUUCCUCCUUUUCGCCACAGACGCCACCGGUCUCGAAAAGCUGCUCCGGCUUCUGCAAUGCCUAUCCCAGAUCCUCAGCGGUUUAGCAUCUACAUCCGGCGACGUCUUGUUCUGGAACCAUACACGUAGACAAUUCGCACUCGGUCGUCGAUAUCUCCGCUUCUUCCGGGUUUUUGAAUGUAUCUCACGGAUGAGCGAUGUUUAUUUCCAGACAGCAGCUGGAGGCUGGGAAAUACUAUUUGGAGUUUUGAAGUGGGGAUUCUUGGGCGGGUUUUUGGGGUUAGAGUCUUUGACGCUCUUGGAUGCUAUGGGCGUGUAUCCCGUAUCCUGGGCAGCGAGCGCUAUGCUAGAGGCGAAUAAACUAUGGUUUUAUUCCCUGGUAUGCUCGAUAGCCUUGGGGAUCCUGCAGCUUUCUUCAAGUACAGAAGAUUCAAAAUCGAAGAAGGGGGAGAAGAGUAAGGGGAAAGCUGCUGCUGUGGGGGAGCGAGGAAAGGAUGGGAAGGGACAAAGGAUGGGAAAGGAGGAAUUACAGAGGGUUAAGAUUAGAUUGGUGGCGGAUUGCUUUGAUUUACUGGUCCCGGGCUUUGUUACGGGCUGGAUACCGGUUGGCACUGUGGUGGCUGGGUUUGCGGGUGUUGUGAGCACGACGCUUUCAUCUAAAGAUAUAUGGGAUAGAUUUGGAUAGAUUUGGAUAGAGGAUAGAGGAUAGAAUAUAGGUGAGGAG
Amorphotheca resinae ATCC 22711 is the source of this 978-nucleotide messenger RNA. RefSeq lists its product as hypothetical. Gene Ontology annotation, biological process: regulation of peroxisome size; peroxisome fission. Gene Ontology annotation, cellular component: peroxisomal membrane. Bases 241 to 939 code for a protein of 232 amino acids. Lineage: Eukaryota; Fungi; Ascomycota; Leotiomycetes; Helotiales; Amorphothecaceae. The record is from RefSeq and is a predicted model, not a curated record. The transcript has 4 exons.